UUCAAGUACUUUUCGAUUUUUCUGUAAUACUUUACUGUGAUUGUUGAACUGUGACUGUUUUUGUUAAAUAUUAACAUGAUAGCAUAGCAUAGCAUAUUUUUGAGAACGACGAUGUAAAAUAGUCGAAAUUUAUACAAAAUUUAAAUAUUUGAAAGAAUAUGUAACACGGUCUCUCUAGGCAAUUUUGCAAAUUGCGUAUGUUAAAACUCUGUCAAAUAACACGUUUUUAAAAAUUUAUUCAGCUCCAGAAACUACUAGUUUAAAUGAUAUGAUCGAAAAACGUCCGAGUCUGCAUGAUAAUAUUUUGAUGUUGAAAUGCAUUUAUUCGAGACACAGAGCAAAGCGCCAAACGUACGAUUCUGCAUUUUCUGAAAAUUCUAUCCUCCUGAAUGAUGCAUAUCUGCCGAUAACGAACAUUGCAGCUUCCUAUAAUCGAUUUCACGUGCCACGACGAAUAAUGGUUGACACGAUCAGCGAUCCGUCCUAUCCGUCUUCCUAUGUAAAUGAUUCGGUACAAGGGACGGAGAUCGUAAGCCAUGCAGCCGUUCAAUUUCCAUCGUAGGUGUGCACGCCUACGAACGAUCCGAGUUAAAUGACAACGAUGAAAACAACGGCAUAAUUAAAAUUCAUCGAUUUAUAGAUCGCUCGACUAUAUACAUAAAUUGGACGGUGUUAAAAUAACUCGAAGAAUUAUGACGACUAAAAUAUAAUAAUGUUUUAUAAAACUUUUUUGUCAUAUUCUCAAGGCAGCUAUUCGCAAAUUAAAUUAAAUUAUUAUGCGACAAAAUAGAUUUAUUAGCUUGAAAUUGCAUUAUUUCGGGUAUUUAUCUUUUACAUCUCUAUAUAUGGGAUUACCUAGAUAUAUAGCCUUUCAAUCCUAGCUACGCAAGGAUAUCAGCAUCUUCCAACUAAUCUACAUUAAUGCGCUUAGGAAGGGGAAGUUCUUGCAGUCAAGUUGUGCAACGUAGUCUCAUCGGCAAAGUUGCUUUGUUACUCAUUCGAGUUGAGAAAUGACUAAAUUCCUAAUUUCGAGAAUAUGAAUUAUGUGGAUAUAUAUUCGUACGCAUCUUAAUAAUAUAUUUAAUAAAACUUCUCAUAAUUUUUUUUAAAUCCUUUCUAUUUCGUUUUUCGAAAAUGUGCAUAAAUUUGAUAAUAAACGCGAAUAAAUUGAGAUAGUUUUUAGCAUUUUUCUUCUUUGGACCCUCCAAAAAUGGCUUACACGCUGUGAGCCUCGAGUUCCUGAUAAUCUCGACGAUAAAUUCGAUGUACUAUCAAGGAGACGGGAUACGUGCCAGCCUUGCUAAAUGUCGGGCGUAUACCCUGGAUACAGACGAAUGAGGCGCUUUCUGGAUACGGAACCGAUUCUGCUCCGUCUUGCUUUAAAUGGCAAAGGAUUGACCCGGAUCAACCUUUUAAAGUUAUACCCUGAUAAACCACGCUCGAACAAAAGGUCGGCUGAGAAACCGUUCCGGUGAUUCGAUUGCACGUGAACGAGAGGUGUCCAGAAAAUGUGCAGCAAACCACUUCGUUCAUCAACUGCGGUUUCAACAAUAAGUUACGUGAUUCGUCGCAUCAUAAAUAUCAGUGGGAAACGACUUCCUGGAACGUUAUAACGGAUUCCGCACUACUUCCAAAGCCGAAAAGCAGUAUCGUUACUCCGGAGGAAAUCUUUGGAAGUCGCACAUGUUGCGACGCCACAGCUAUUGGCAAUAUCUCGCUGUUGUGCGCACGUGAAUUAUUUUACUGAACCUGAACAAAGGGGAAAAGAAAGAUCGGAUACCGUGCGAAUACAUCAUAGGCUUUCCAACAAUUCCGACUGCAUUUCAAAAACCACGGGGGAUGCGAAGUCCGACGGGCGAUGACAGGAUCAGCGUGGGGGUCGAGGUUCUGCCUCGUAUUGGCGGCAAUCACAAUCGUUAUCGCCAAUUAUCCACGGCAUCGCGACAGACACCUGCGCGAGCAGCUCGUUAACAGCCACAAAGUCACCAGGAAUAUCACUCAACUGCAAGAAAUAAUCGCCAAUCUGCCUCCCCUGCGAAUUCCGCGUUUGAGGCAUCACCGUGUCACGGAUUGGGAUCCGUAUUUCGAAAAUGCAGAUGGUCAGGGUAUCAACGGCUCGCAAAAUGUGGCAUUGCACUUAGGUGCAACAGCCUAUCUUGACUGUCGCGUCGCUAUGCUCUCUGGCAAAAAGGUAAUGUGGUUACGACGGAAUACCGAUUGGGCGUCCCUCUUAACUCUCGGGAACACUACCCACAUAUCGGACUCAAGAUACAGCGUGAGCUUUCAGUAUCCAAACAAUUGGAGAUUGGCCAUCUCCGGUAUACAGAGAGAAGAUCACGGAGUGUACGUUUGCCAAGUGAAUACGCAUCCGCCGAGAAUGCUGGUCACGAACGUUACCGUUCUUGCGCCGGAUAUUAGAAUCAUCGACGAAGCCAGACAUGAGUUACGGGACCGAUAUUACAAGACCGGAAGCGGAAUCGAGCUAGCGUGCGUCGUCCGGCCGUCCUGCCCCGAUUCGAGGGUGCCGUAUCCCGUGUGGCGAAAAAAUGGCGAGACGUUGCCGGAUCACGUCAACGUUUAUCACAUUAAUGGGUCAAACGAAGAUCUGGUGACGAGGCUCUACAUCGAACGAGCGAAAAAGACUGACAGCGGGGAAUAUACGUGCUCAGUAAGCCAAUUCAGCACGACCGCGGUGCAUAUUCACGUCCUAAAUGGUGAAAAACAAGCUGCUGUCCAUCACGAUCAAUGGAAUGCGGCACGUACCAAUUGUUACACAGCUUUUACUGAGCUCUGCGUUGUGUUUGCCAGUUUACUUAUUUACAUGUGGCAAAAUUAUUCUCUGUGAAACUCCAUUACUAAUGUUAAGUUUGCAUCGCAUCAAAUUACACGUACUUCGACGUACACGUACUUCUGAUGUAUAUAUUUCUGUAUAUUACUUCGAGCUCAACAAAAUACGUGCUUUUGAUUAAUACGACAGUACUGUUAUGAAUGCGAAUCCGUUGAAUAAAUCUGUGUCAGUAUUAUAAGAUCAGUAUUAUAAGAUUAUAA
This is a messenger RNA of Temnothorax curvispinosus, 3048 nucleotides long. RefSeq names its product zwei Ig domain protein zig-8-like. The record is from RefSeq and is a predicted model, not a curated record. The coding region runs from base 1859 to 2845 and encodes 328 amino acids. Lineage: Eukaryota; Metazoa; Arthropoda; Insecta; Hymenoptera; Formicidae. Gene Ontology annotation, biological process: synapse organization. The transcript is spliced from 8 exons. Gene Ontology annotation, cellular component: neuron projection membrane.